UCUGUCAACGCGACCGAACACCCCCGAGUCGUGUCGGCGCGAACAACCCGGCCGUGACAGCUCGAUUCCGGCGACGGGACACGAACCGCACAGGAGGACGUCACGGGGCCCUCGGUGCUGGAGGAGCGGGGCCGAGUCAGCGGCUGUUUUUCAACCCGAGGAAAAAGUCGCCGUCGUCUGUCAGAAUUCCAACUAUCCGAGCCGAGCUAGCUGAGAGCCGGAGCCAGCCCCCCCCCCCCCCCGGGACGCCCGCUGUGCCGCGGACACGGAUUAAUGUGGCCCGCGCUCGGUUGUGUGUAGGGAGUGAUUUGGACUCGGUGACCCCCGCUGGGAUGAUCUCCUGACGGCUCCUCUCCUCCGCUCCAGCCACUUUCCUCCACAUCCCCGGCUAGCGAGCUAACUUGGCUAACUAGCAGCUGCCACCGCGUCGUGUCGAGGAGCCCGCAGCCCCUUCGCCGUGGCACCGACACCCGGCUGGAGACGUUGACAGUGUCCGGGGACGCCGAACAGAACAACUCCCCGGUGCCGGCGAAACGAACGCCACCGUACGGAGGAGAGAGGAGGGGGCGCCGGCGUUUUGACAGCCCGCAAGGGAGGAGGGGAGGCUAGCCGGGAGCGGGGCACUGCAGGGGCGGUGCGCUGCCGGAGGAGACACCGGACUGAACGGAGGAACAGUCCCGGACAUUUGACAGCUGGGAUCCGGGUAGUGACCCGGGCAGAGACCUCAUGAAUGGAAAUCGGAACUACAGGAGCCGUUGGGGCCCAGUCCCUGUUCUCCUUACCUCGGCGGCCUGGCUAUGGCACCAUGGGGAAGCCCAUCAAGCUGCUGGCCAACUGCUUCCAGGUGGAGAUCCCCAAGAUGGAUGUCUACCUCUACGAGGUGGACAUCAAGCCUGAUAAGUGUCCACGGCGAGUCAACAGGGAGGUGGUCGACUCGAUGGUGCAGCACUUCAAGGUGACCAUCUUUGGGGAUCGCAGGCCAGUGUACGAUGGGAAGAGGAGCCUGUACACAGCCAACCCUCUACCUGUGGCACCUGCAGGGGUGGACCUGGAUGUCACUCUACCAGGUGAGGGGGGGAAAGAUCGUCCCUUCAAGGUGUCCAUCAAGUUUGUGUCACUGGUCAGCUGGCACAUGCUCCACGAGGUGCUGACCGGCCGCAGCAUGCCUGAGCCUCUGGAGCUGGACAAGCCCAUCAGCACCAACCCUGUUCAUGCAGUGGACGUGGUCCUGCGACACCUGCCAUCCAUGAAGUAUACUCCAGUGGGUCGAUCCUUCUUCUCGGCUCCAGAGGGCUAUGACCAUCCCCUGGGGGGCGGGAGGGAGGUUUGGUUUGGCUUCCAUCAGUCUGUGCGGCCCGCCAUGUGGAAGAUGAUGCUCAACAUCGACGUUUCUGCCACUGCAUUCUACAAGGCCCAGCCUGUCAUCCAGUUCAUGUGUGAAGUGCUGGACAUCCACAACAUAGACGAGCAGCCCCGCCCUCUCACCGACUCGCACCGGGUCAAAUUCACCAAAGAAAUCAAAGGUUUGAAGGUGGAGGUGACGCACUGUGGAACCAUGCGGAGGAAGUACCGCGUCUGCAACGUGACCCGUCGGCCCGCGAGCCAUCAAACGUUUCCUCUGCAGUUGGAAAACGGUCAGACGGUGGAGCGUACGGUAGCCCAGUACUUCAGAGAGAAGUACAGCCUGCAGCUCAAGUACCCCCACCUACCCUGUCUACAAGUGGGCCAGGAGCAGAAGCACACCUACCUGCCCCUGGAGGUGUGUAACAUUGUUGCUGGUCAGCGAUGCAUCAAGAAGCUGACGGAUAACCAGACCUCCACUAUGAUCAAAGCCACGGCUCGCUCCGCCCCCGACCGACAAGAGGAGAUCAGCCGGCUGGUGCGCAGUGCCAACUACGAGGCCGACCCCUUCGUGCAGGAGUUCCAGUUCAAAGUGCGCGACGAGAUGGCCCACGUGACGGGGCGAGUGCUACCCGCCCCCAUGCUGCAAUACGGCGGCAGGGUGAGCACAGAGCACUUUAUGAGUGAUCGUGAUGCCGGUGAUGUCUCCGAAUAUAAGAGUAACCGCACCGUCGCCACGCCCAGCCACGGGGUGUGGGACAUGAGGGGGAAGCAGUUCCACACCGGGGUGGAGAUCAAGAUGUGGGCCAUUGCCUGCUUUGCCACACAGAGGCAGUGUCGGGAAGAAAUCCUGAAGGGUUUCACGGACCAGCUACGUAAAAUCUCGAAGGAUGCCGGGAUGCCCAUCCAAGGUCAGCCAUGUUUCUGUAAAUACGCCCAAGGAGCGGACAGCGUGGAGCCCAUGUUCAGACACCUGAAGAACACGUACGCCGGGCUGCAGCUCAUCAUCGUCAUUCUGCCGGGAAAGACUCCCGUCUACGCGGAGGUGAAGCGAGUGGGAGACACCCUCCUCGGCAUGGCCACCCAGUGUGUGCAGGUGAAGAACGUGGUGAAGACGUCCCCUCAGACCCUCUCCAACCUCUGCCUCAAGAUCAACGUGAAGCUGGGAGGCAUCAACAACAUCCUGGUGCCUCAUCAACGGCCAUCAGUGUUUCAGCAGCCAGUUAUCUUCUUGGGAGCAGAUGUUACACAUCCACCUGCGGGAGACGGGAAGAAGCCUUCGAUUGCAGCAGUGGUUGGCAGUAUGGAUGCCCACCCCAGCAGGUACUGUGCCACAGUACGGGUCCAGAGGCCCAGACAAGAGGUCAUCCAGGACCUGGCCUCCAUGGUGCGGGAGCUGCUCAUCCAGUUCUACAAGUCAACUCGCUACAAGCCCACCAGGAUCAUUUUCUACAGGGACGGAGUUUCAGAAGGCCAGUUCAGACAGGUGCUGUAUUAUGAGCUGCUGGCCAUUCGUGAGGCCUGUAUCAACCUGGAGAAGGAGUACCAGCCAGGCAUCACCUACAUUGUUGUACAGAAACGCCACCACACCCGCCUCUUCUGUGCCGACCGCAACGAAAGAGUCGGACGUAGUGGAAACAUUCCCGCUGGUACUACCGUGGAUACGGACAUCACCCAUCCGUACGAGUUUGACUUUUACCUCUGCAGUCACGCUGGAAUACAGGGCACCAGUCGGCCCUCCCACUACCAUGUACUGUGGGAUGACAAUUGUUUCACCGCUGAUGAGUUCCAGCUGCUCACCUACCAGUUGUGCCACACCUACGUGCGCUGUACCCGCUCAGUCUCCAUCCCGGCGCCAGCCUACUACGCCCACCUGGUGGCCUUCCGUGCCCGCUACCAUCUGGUGGACAAAGAACAUGACAGUGCCGAGGGCAGCCACGUGUCUGGUCAGAGUAACGGUCGGGACCCCCAGGCGCUGGCCAAGGCUGUUCAGAUUCACCACGACACCCUGAGGACCAUGUACUUCGCCUGAGCUACCACCAGCCCUCCCCAGUCAUUGCCACCCUUCACACACACACACACACACACACACACACACACACACACAAACACACAAACACACACAAACACACACAGACGCAACCGACAGUCAAGGAGUCCUCAUAGGUGCGAGUCCCCCCCCCCACACACGCCUAGUCAAUCCGGACCUGACACUGUGCAGAGGAGAGCAGGGAGGAGGGAGGGGAGGAGGCACACCCACACUGGACUGAGGAUGCAAACGUCGCUUUAAAAACAAACAAGCACUAUUAUGCAAUAUUCAACCAGCCAACCAGUUUAUUUCCACCCUCAUCAGGCCCCACUUCAUCGCCCCCCCC
This is a messenger RNA of Platichthys flesus (European flounder), 3716 nucleotides long. It is a transcript of the gene ago3a, whose product is annotated as argonaute RISC catalytic component 3a. The transcript is spliced from 20 exons. Bases 731 to 3373 code for a protein of 880 amino acids. The record is from RefSeq and is a predicted model, not a curated record. Gene Ontology annotation, biological process: regulation of stem cell proliferation; regulatory ncRNA-mediated gene silencing. Lineage: Eukaryota; Metazoa; Chordata; Actinopteri; Pleuronectiformes; Pleuronectidae. Gene Ontology annotation, molecular function: RNA binding; protein binding.